Messenger RNA from Arctia plantaginis, 453 nucleotides. NCBI's taxonomy places the organism in Eukaryota, Metazoa, Arthropoda, Insecta, Lepidoptera, Erebidae. The record is from the annotation of a GenBank genome assembly.
AUGUUGUUCGCAACUAUAUUACCGUGGGUGGUGGUGCUUCACAUGCAGCGUGAUAACAGUAGCGAAAUGGAGACAAGAAUAAUUUCAAGAACAUUAAGUGAAGAUUUGAUGGAUUUAUGCACUUAUGAUGGUCAGUGGAAUAUACGAGGGGAUGAGAGAGGUUUGGAGAUAAGUGUAAAAGUACCUAGAGGUGGUAAGAUUACAACUCUCAAACCUAACGAAGGAAGUGAAGGAACCACCACUGAAUUGUGGGGGGAGAAAGAAAUAACUGAGAAUAGUCCACUUCCUAUCCUGGUCACAGAUAAACCUUUAAGCGAAAAGUGUAUGGCAUAUAGAAGAGUGAUUGAGAGUGUUCUGCAUUGGGCUCAUCACCAAUUAGAUAAAUUAGGGGGGAAUGAGAUGUCAGAUGUAGAAUGUGAAGCGAGUAUACCUACUAAGGAACCAAUAUACUAA